Anoplophora glabripennis (Asian longhorned beetle) is the source of this 1130-nucleotide messenger RNA. Its product is annotated as type 2 phosphatidylinositol 4,5-bisphosphate 4-phosphatase. Gene Ontology annotation, molecular function: phosphatidylinositol-4,5-bisphosphate 4-phosphatase activity. Bases 77 to 820 code for a protein of 247 amino acids. The record is from RefSeq and is a predicted model, not a curated record. Gene Ontology annotation, cellular component: lysosomal membrane; phagocytic vesicle membrane; plasma membrane. The transcript has 4 exons. Gene Ontology annotation, biological process: phosphatidylinositol dephosphorylation. NCBI's taxonomy places the organism in Eukaryota, Metazoa, Arthropoda, Insecta, Coleoptera, Cerambycidae.
UUGAGAAAAGAUCUGUCAAUGUUGUUCUUCGACCGUCAACCUAUCCGAGUUUCUUUGUGAAAAUUUUUUGUUUGCGAUGGGUGAUGGAAACGAAGGCGAGAAACAACCCCUUUUAGGGAACGAAGGUAGCACUUACAAUGGGGAAGUCGCAGGACAACAGGCGACUGUGUCCCCAAUCGGUCCAGAUGAACUUCCUCCUCCGUUCUAUCAACCGUCUGAAGGUGGCGGAGUCCCUAUGGUGACAUGUCGAGUAUGCCAGGCGAUGAUUGAUAUUUCGGGAAAGCGCGAUCAGCACGUUGUGAAAUGUUCACAGUGCAACGAGGCAACGCCCAUAAGGAAUGCCCCUCCUGGGAAGAAAUACGUGCGUUGCCCCUGCAACUGUUUGCUCAUAUGCAAAAGCUCUUCGCAGAGAAUCGCUUGUCCUCGACCCAACUGCAAGAGGAUCAUCAACUUGGCACCAAGUCCCGUGACUCCACCUGUGCCAACGAUGCCCGGCAUGUGUCGGGUAACUUGUGGCCAUUGCCAUGACACGUUCUUGUUCAACACGUUAAAUAACGCACUGGCCCGUUGCCCCCACUGUCGGAAGGUCUCAUCCGUUGGACCGGACUACGCCAGGGGCAGGGGAAACAUAUUUUUCAUUUUGACCAUAGUAUGCCUAAUCAUCGGUAUCGGGGUGACCGUAGGGACUCUGACUUACGCGAGGAACCACAGCGGGAUUUACGUAGCUUACGCCGGGGCCUUCAUCCUGGCGAUCAUAAUGUUAGUCCGUAGCUUGUAUUACUAUUUCAUGAAAGUGAGCAUCAUAGAAGGACCCAUGUAAUGGGGCCGAUGCGCCGAUGUAUUUUUUUUUUAACACAUAGAAAUAUGCUUGUAAAUAAUUUAUAGAAUGAUAAUCGAUGUGUUUGUAUGUGUUGUUUCUCUUUACGGGCGUCUUCUAUUCAGACGUGUUAUCAUCUAUACAGAGUGAUUCAAUAACAAUGGGAAAGUCGGAAGCUGAAGAUACUACACGUGAAAUGGUGAGCAUUGGCGCGAACGUGCCUUAAUCGAAAGGUGAUAGUUUAGGAGAUACAGGGUGUUGAAAGUUAAUAUUUUAAAUCGUUUUUUUUUGCGGUUAUUCUGAAAAUAUGUAG